This is a messenger RNA of Lactuca virosa, 717 nucleotides long. The record is from the annotation of a GenBank genome assembly. NCBI's taxonomy places the organism in Eukaryota, Viridiplantae, Streptophyta, Magnoliopsida, Asterales, Asteraceae.
AUGGAUGAUGCUGAAGGUUAUGAAAUCAAUCGUCAAACACAACUCCAUACGAAGCAGGCAUUAUUGGACACUGACGUGUUUAUUGAAAUUCUUUCAAGAACAUCAUUAAAGACAUUUCAUAUCAUACGUUGUACAAGUAAACAUCUUGAAAAACUAACGUACAACAACCAUGCUCUUGAUCUUUUCAAGGGGAAAAAUAAUGUGCUUCAUGGAGUUAUUGUUCAACAAAAGAAAGUUUGGGGAUCGAUAGAACGUAAGUUUGUUUCGUCUUGUGGUUCGAUUAACUUUGACAUUGGUUGUAUACCAAAUUCGUGUACAAUCUUAGCAACUUCAUUGAAUGGACUCAUUCUUGGUGAAUGUGAUUGUCCGGAUGAAUAUCUGAAAAAGUUUUUAUUUAUUUGUAAACUGACGACAUUAGAUUGCAGAACAUUACCAUUUCCGAUAUAUAAGUACAUUGCGGUCAAGUUUGCUAUGGUGGUUAUGUGUUCGAACCCGUUGCAUUUCAAGAUAAUUCGUUUAUCAUAUGCAGAGUCAGAUGACGUGACAAACGAUCAUGACUAUGAAAACUUCCGACUAGAAUUAUUUCAGUCCACUACAUGGGAAUGGAGGGACCUUGGUAAUAUUCGGUUACCAUAUUCUGUUCAUCCGGUAUCGGACGAAGCAAUCAUAAGUAAAGGUGUAGUUUACAUCUUAUUGUUAAACUAUCAAAUUUUGUAG